AUGGCGGCCACUGAUCCUACAGUGGUAAAGCGAGUGGAGGAACUCGGGGACCUGGCUCAGGCUCACAUACAGCAGCUUAGCGAAGCCGCCGGCGAGGACGAUCACUUUUUAAUUCGGGCUUCUGCAGCUCUAGAAAAAUUGAAACUCCUUUGCGGAGAAGACAAAGAAUGCUCAAAUCCAUCAAACCUUCUAGAACUUUACACACAGGCUAUUUUAGACAUGACUUAUUUUGAGGAAAACAAGUUAGUAGAUGAAGAUUUUCCUGAAGAUUCUUCACAGAAAGUACAGGAUCUCAUCAGUUUUCUUUCAGAACCAGAACUUUUAGUCAAGGAAAAUAAUACGCAUCCAAAACACUGCAGUUUGCUUGGGGAUGAGCUUAUGGAAUGUCUGUCUUGGAGGCGAGGAGCCCUACUUUACAUGUAUUGUCAUUCUUUGACCAAAAGGAGAGAGUGGCUUUCAAGAAAAUCUGGUUUGCUCAAAAAGUACCUUGUUGAUGGAAUCAGUUACUUGCUACAAAUGCUAAAUUAUCGAUGCCCUGUGCAGUUAAAUGAAGGAGUUUCUUUUCAAGACCUUGAGACAGCUAAAUUACUGAGUGAAGGAAUCUUCAGUGACAUUCAUUUGCUGGCUAUGAUGUACAGUGGCGAAAUGUGUUACUGGGGAUUGAAGUAUUGUGCAGGUCAACAUAAAGAAAAUAAUGACGUAGAUACUGGUGCCUCUGGAGCAAGCUGUAGUACACAGAAAGAACCCUUGGACUUCCGAGAAGUAGGGGAGAAAAUUUUGAAAAAGUACGUAUCUGUGUGUGAAGGACCCCUGAAAGAACAAGAAUGGAAUACAACAAAUGCAAAACAAAUUUUAGAUUUCUUUCAGUAUUGUCAUAACUAG
This is a messenger RNA of Elephantulus edwardii (Cape elephant shrew), 882 nucleotides long. RefSeq names its product chromosome unknown open reading frame, human C5orf51 (gene RIMOC1). The record is from RefSeq and is a predicted model, not a curated record. The coding region runs from base 1 to 882 and encodes 293 amino acids. Gene Ontology annotation, biological process: mitophagy. The transcript has 6 exons. Lineage: Eukaryota; Metazoa; Chordata; Mammalia; Macroscelidea; Macroscelididae.